Phragmites australis (common reed) is the source of this 860-nucleotide messenger RNA. RefSeq lists its product as uncharacterized. Lineage: Eukaryota; Viridiplantae; Streptophyta; Magnoliopsida; Poales; Poaceae. The transcript has a single exon. The coding region runs from base 1 to 597 and encodes 198 amino acids. The record is from RefSeq and is a predicted model, not a curated record.
AUGUGGCACCUCAUCACCGACAUGUGCUUCCUUCUCGCCAAGGGCAAGGACGGCGGCCGGCACAUGCUUCUGGCCAGGGAGGUCUCCAACUACCUCAUGGACCUCGUCAUGGAGCGGCGCGUGAUGAUCAGCAGCGAAGGGCACGUGGCGCACCGCAAGGCCCGCGACGAGGUCAAGAAGAUCCUCGCGCAGCACAAGGAGAGGAUCAACGAGAACGACACUGAGGCCGUCAAGAAGAUGCUGGAAUCCGGCGUGCACAAGAUCGCAGACCCCGCCAAGGGGGGCGCCGUGCCGGAGGGAGUGGACGUGGUGUUCGCGCGCAACUCGUACGAGACCAUGAGGCCGGUGCUGCCCCGCGCGUGGAGGCUUGCCCAGGUGCUGCUCCACGGCCCGGACCGCGGAACAGGCGGCGGUGGCGAUCUUCCAUGGGAGAUGAUCGCGUCGGUCUGGAUGGAGAUGCUCUUCCACCUCGCCCCACGAUGCGAGGCAGGUUUCCACGCAAAUAAUCUUUCCACUGGCGGGGAGUUCAUCACCCAUGUCAGGUUCCUGCUCCUGAACCGAGGGAUCGGCUGGAACUUUGUCCUUGGCCGUGCUUGACCUGUCUCUGUUUCAGUCGCUUCAUUUCUGUCCGCUGUUAAGAUCCAAGUGCAUGCUACUGUCCGCUGGAUUAAGAUCCAAGUGCGUGCUAGGGCUUUUCUUUAUCCUGUGUUAUGUUUCUGAACAAAAAUCUUUCUACUUCUUUUGUGCAACAAAGAUUGGCCCGCAAACAGAUGUUGGCUGGGUCUAUGUGUAUUACUCCCUCUGUUCUAUUUUGUUUCAAGGUAUCCUAGAUGGAAUCACCACUACUUUUAUUAACAUAC